This is a messenger RNA of Sclerotinia trifoliorum, 1201 nucleotides long. The record is from the annotation of a GenBank genome assembly. NCBI's taxonomy places the organism in Eukaryota, Fungi, Ascomycota, Leotiomycetes, Helotiales, Sclerotiniaceae.
UCAACACUCUUCCUAUCUUAAAUUCUUGUUCAUGUUUCUCAUUCUCCACUCUUGGAUGAGGUAAGGAAUGCACCCAUCAAUACGCGCCGUAAUGGUGGAUUAUGGUCCACAACCUUGGUGUAAUCCAUCAUACACUUCCUAGAAGUAGUCCUUCAUUCAUAUGAAGUCGGCUAAUACGAUUCCCUAACUCUGAAAAGAUUCUCUUGUCUCUGUCUCUUUUUGCCUUUCUUGUCUGCUGAGAAUUGUACUCUCUUUCUCGUUGACCAAGCCCAUUUAACCUAAUCUUCAUAUAUUCACUCUUGAUUUUCCCUUAAUUCCUGGAUCAAAUUCUAGACUCGUAUUGAAGAGCAUCUUGAAGUCAUUUUGAAACAUGGAUACAGUCAACAGUCAAAUUACAACCUCUACCCCGCCAUUAAUCACAUCAACAAAUCUCACAAGCUCGACCACUACCUCAGAAAUCACCUCAGCACCUAUAGCAGCAACGGACUCAAAUACACAAUCAGCAUCAUCACCACAACCCAACCUUAGCAACAAUAAAACACCCGAAUCUUUCUCCCUCAAUCUCGCUAUAGGAAUAGGAAUAGGUAUCGGCAUCGCAAUAGUUCUUCUCAUCGCCGGAUGCGUCCCCAUCUACAAACUAUGGAAACGACGUCAACAAGCUGCUCAAGGACAAAACCAAUACAAUCAUCAAGCACCACCGCAACCAUAUCCAUACGAAAUGCAUUAUCCAAUGUAUUAUCAACAAUUCCAAGAAAUGCAAAUUGCUUCGAAUUUUCACAAAGAGACUGAUGUCGAUAAAUCUAGUCGGAAAUCUAUGCAUAGAUGUACGCAGGUUUUUGAAAUGAGUGAUAAGAGGCAGACGGAUUCUUGGGUUAAGGAAAUGAUGUUGGCUAAUCAGGAGGAGCUGUGGAUGGAAUCACCUAUACGAUAGGAUUGUUGGGAAUCUUUGGUGGGUUUAGUUAAGGGCGAAAGGGAGAAUUGGGAUAAAUUGUUUUUGUAUCUAUUGUAGUUUCUUUUAUACUUCAUACUGCAGGAUGUAAUGAUACAUUAGUGGUAAGGGGAGUUUGGAAGUCUAUUCACAGAAAGGGAGAGAGAUAUUUGUUUGAGUAUUUGGAGUGGAGAUUACAUAUAUAAGAUACCCUGAGAUGCCAAAGCAAUAGAAUGAAAUAACCUUAUAAGCAUUUUAUGAGCAGUUUUUCUU